Molecule: messenger RNA, 1718 nt
Organism: Hevea brasiliensis (rubber tree)
Lineage: Eukaryota; Viridiplantae; Streptophyta; Magnoliopsida; Malpighiales; Euphorbiaceae
Product: protein LIGHT-DEPENDENT SHORT HYPOCOTYLS 1
Exons: 1
Coding region: 750-1337 (195 amino acids)
Biological process (GO): mRNA transcription; response to light stimulus
Cellular component (GO): nucleus
Source: RefSeq, a predicted model, not a curated record
GAGGGACACAGUGUUAACUGAGCCAGAUAGCCAAUGCCAGUGGGACUAUUUCACUCUCUAUCUCUCUCCCCCUUCCCUAGCUACCCCUCACUCUCUCUCUUUCUAACUUUAUCUACAGUGUUAACUUGAGUUGCUUGCUCUUUUCCUGGAAAAAAAAUCUGAUGGUCUGAUCUUCUCUUUAAGCAUAUUUCAGAUACCAUCUAUCAAUAACUGCGGUCCUUAAAGAUUUCUUGCAGACAGCAGCCAUUCUUUGCUUAGAAUCUUGUGUUUCCCCUUCAAAUUUUUACCAUUUUCUUUAAUUACCAUCAAUUUCAAAACUCCUUUUCUCUCUUUCUUUAUCGUGAAGACUGGGAAGCCAUGCAAAUUCUUGCUUAUUGAUCCCCUUUUUGGUUAUUCUUGUGUUCUACUUCUAUUUUCUCAAGAAAUACCCAUUCCUGCAGGGGCAAGGAGGAUAACAACAAAGCUUCUUAACUCUUCCAUUUCAAGGCGAUAAACUAUCCCUCAUCACCUGAAAAACAAGAAACCGCUGCCUCUCUGUGUCUCUGUCUGUCUCUGUCUUUCUAGGGUUCUUACUUUAGUCAUCACGUUCUCUCACAAGUAAGCAACAAGGGGGAAAAACUGUACUAAGACACCCAAGAAGAAGAACUGCAGCUAGAAUCAGGACAACCCUACAGCAAAAACAAAUCUAUUAGCAGGAUCCUGAUAAAGACAGCAGGAAAACCCUAAUCCUAUCUAUAUCAUCUGUUUACAUGGAUUUGGCAUCCUCUUCAGCAAACCCAACCUUUUCAAGCCCAAUAAUGGGUGGCUCGAUCACGCCCUCCAGGACCUCCACCACUUCAACCACACCAAACGCAACCUCUUCCCCAUCUUCCACUCCAAGUCGCUAUGAGAACCAGAAGCGGAGAGACUGGAACACUUUCUGCCAGUAUCUUAGGAAUCACAGGCCCCCUCUUUCGCUUCCCAUGUGCAGUGGUGCCCAUGUUCUUGAAUUCCUUACGUAUCUUGAUCAAUUUGGCAAGACUAAAGUCCACACUCAAACUUGUCCAUUUUUCGGCCUCCCUAACCCACCAGCACCUUGUCCAUGCCCUCUCCGCCAGGCGUGGGGAAGCCUUGAUGCACUGAUCGGACGACUCAGAGCAGCCUAUGAGGAGCAUGGAGGGAGGCCUGAAGGGAACCCAUUUGGUGCAAGAACAGUGAGGAUUUACUUGAGGGAGGUUAGGGAUUUUCAGGCUAAAGCAAGGGGAGUUAGCUAUGAGAAGAAGCGAAAAAGGCCUAAACCAAAAGCAACAUCAACACCUCAAGCAGCAGCACCACCACCUGAUUCAGGCGCGGCCUAGAGAGUUAAAAUAUGAACAAGGAGAAGCUUGCAUUGAAGCUAUAUGAUGCGGGCUCAUUAUCACCAGCAGCUUUAUCUAUAUGGGUAUUAUUUUUCUGCUCUUCCUUUAUUUUUAUCCUAUAAAGAGAUGGUUAUAUAAUGAACGUUGCUUUGCUUUGCUUUCUAAGAGCAUAUGUUUGGAUUUGUGGGUACAAUUGGAACUACUCUUUAAGGGACAAACCGCCUGGCAAUGAGCUAGUACCAGUAAUCAGUAGUGCUAGUAAUAGUGAAUCUAGUGAUAAUAGACUUUUAGCAGAAAUUAUGAUACCAAGUAAUCUUGUACUUGUGGUCAUAUAUGGAAUUUGUACUUUGAACAUAUAAUCUAAGUACUUGUUGUUAUAUA